GCAGCGCCUCUGCAGGGCAAAGGGUGGCCAUGCUGCAUCGCGACAUUUCCAUUUCCAUGGUCGUGCUUAGACUGGUGGUCGUCUGCGCUCUGCUCUUCGCUGUGAUCGCUGCGCCCACGCCGGCGCCGCUAACUCCGUGCCACAAGUGUGCCCAGAGCAACCAGUGCAGCGAUGCGUACCAAGGAAAAGCCGCGCAGUUUUGCGGUAAUUGGCUCAGCGCUGGCGCGACGCAGCCGUGCUGCUGCCCUGCCGGCGCCGACCGCUGCAGCACCAAGCGCGACGCGUGCGAGUGCAAGCCCGAGCCCAAGACGAAGAUCUCGGCAGGCGUCUACGUAGCGAUCGUUGCUGGCGUCCUCGUCGUUGUCGGCGGCGGCGUCUUUUGCUUUCUCAAGCGACGGCGACGGCUUGCGAAGGUGCCCGAGCCUGCAAAGACCGAGAAGACCGAGCUGCCGGCCUACCAGCCCGCCUACGCAGACACGUAUGCCCGUGCCGGCGGUCUCGUCUAAGAUCUACUAGUACUAUUUAAAAAGACAACUUGUUUGGGUUACAGAGA
Molecule: messenger RNA, 553 nt
Organism: Saprolegnia diclina VS20
Lineage: Eukaryota; Oomycota; Saprolegniomycetes; Saprolegniales; Saprolegniaceae
Exons: 1
Coding region: 30-506 (158 amino acids)
Source: RefSeq, a predicted model, not a curated record